Molecule: messenger RNA, 263 nt
Organism: Racocetra persica
Lineage: Eukaryota; Fungi; Glomeromycota; Glomeromycetes; Diversisporales; Gigasporaceae
Source: the annotation of a GenBank genome assembly
AUUUACCAGAAAAUCCUACCCCUUCCCAAAUAGUCAAGUACGAACUUUGCGAAAAAAUUUUGGGUUACCAGGAGGACAAUAAUUUAUCUGAUAAAGAAAUCGCCGAACGAAUUAAUUUAUCUUUACUAAAAACCGAGGAUAUUUUAUUUACCCGUAUCGAAAAAGUAAAUUCUGACGAGUUAAUAAAUGCCGUUAGUAAAUUAUUUUCUUCGGCUGAAAUAAAAGUAAUUGUGGAACAAAAAAAGGAUAAUUCUCAUGUCUGA